Messenger RNA from Frieseomelitta varia, 1107 nucleotides. RefSeq lists its product as uncharacterized. Bases 325 to 684 code for a protein of 119 amino acids. The record is from RefSeq and is a predicted model, not a curated record. NCBI's taxonomy places the organism in Eukaryota, Metazoa, Arthropoda, Insecta, Hymenoptera, Apidae. The transcript is spliced from 4 exons.
CAAAAAGAAAACUAUGAGACAGAUAUUAUUAGAAUAACAAAUGGGAUAAAAUACAAUCAAUCAUUCUUACAAAUAUUAAUUUUAUAGAAAUAGGUUUGAAGAUAUCAUUAGUGAUUCUUUUGUCCCCCCCCCCCCCUUCCCCCCAGAUGUAUCCUAACAAAAUCUAAAAUGUACAAUAAUUAUUAUCGUUGGCACUCGUAUGUUAUAGUAUAAAUAAUGAUAAUUUUUACUGACGCGAAAUAGUUGUAUAAAACCAAAGCUGCUUUCUUAAUUAAAUUUACAUUAACCAUUUGAGCACGUGAAAAUAGUGAUUACAAAUCUGUUAUGACAAGUAUGUACAUUGUAGGAAAUUGGUUCGCAAGUGGAGUACAAUCUGUAAACACACAAAGCCUCCUUGAUUCAGUGAUUGUAACAAAUACGAGCAUCAUAAGGAGAAUUCGUAAACCACCUUACGAAGUACGCAAAACUCAUUGGCGUAAUGAUCCCGAAAUACAGAGACAUUAUUGGGCAGCAUCUCUUCUUCUACCUGUCGGAACAAUUUUUGUUCUUGCACUAAUAAUUUUUUUAAUGGUAUUGUUCAAAAGAUGUCCACAGAUGAUCGCCGCGAUUGUCGCAUCAAUUCUUGGUAUUAUUAUUAUAUUUAUGGCGCUGAUGUCAGUUAUCCAUGCCCCAAUUUACGUUUAACAUUCUCUGCCAUUGUUAUUAUAAAACAUGUGACGUAACGUUUUAUCUUUUAUACAUUUUCCUAAAAUAUUACAAAUAAAGACUGAUGUGAAAAUUGCUGUAUUAUCAGUGCAAUUACACGCACGCACGCACAUAUUGGAUAUUUUUAUAAUAUGUAUAUUUUUUACAACAGAGAAACAAAGUAUAACUUUAUCGACCAACUCUUCUAUAUGAUUUCCACUAAUAGACAAGAUGCAACGCGUUGAUACACGCUAACAAGCACUGAGCUUGCCUUGAUACAAUUGCAACGGAUUGCGAUUCUUGGCUCAAACGCAUAGCUUGCUCGUACAUGACUGAUGCAGCUACAAAAAGAAAAAUAAAUUACCUUCUAAAAUAUCUUUAAUCGUUGAUUACGUAAUAAGUUAAAGUUAGUACCUUUUCGCA